Molecule: messenger RNA, 572 nt
Organism: Pongo pygmaeus (Bornean orangutan)
Lineage: Eukaryota; Metazoa; Chordata; Mammalia; Primates; Hominidae
Product: vasodilator-stimulated phosphoprotein-like
Exons: 4
Coding region: 1-378 (125 amino acids)
Source: RefSeq, a predicted model, not a curated record
AUGCGCCCAGCGCCACCCCUCGGCGGCGCCCAAUCCCCACCGGGCCCGCCCCGCCCGCAGCACGCGGAGCCCCGGCAGCCGUCGCCAGCCCGACCCCUGAACUGGCAUCCGCCGGCCCUCCCGCCGCGCCAACAGCACACAGGAGUGGCGAGCCCGGGCGAAGCCGCCAGGGAGCGCGGAGCGGGGGCACGGCGGGGGUCCGCGUGGGCGAGCUCCGGGCCAGCCGAGGUGGGGACACAGGUGGGGCGUGGAGAGACAGAGCGGCGGCCACGCGGAGAGGAGAGGGCAAAGCUAACCCUGAUGAUUAUAAUGGCUGUCUUCAUUCCAGUUGGGAUCCUUCAUAAGCCAUAUGGAGCGGUCCAUGUGGUACACAAUUAAAGCCUCCUGCCACAGCCACAUGUGUGAGCUUGGAAUGAGAUCCCCUGUCUCACUUCAGUCCUCAGAGACCACAUCCCUGGCCGAUGUUUUCAAUGCAACCUCAUGAGAGACCUCGAGGCAGAACCACCCAGCUAAACCACUCCAUGAAUCCUGACCCUCACAAACUGUGUAUGAUAAUAAAUGUUUCAAGCUGC